Rotaria socialis is the source of this 894-nucleotide messenger RNA. Lineage: Eukaryota; Metazoa; Rotifera; Eurotatoria; Philodinida; Philodinidae. The record is from the annotation of a GenBank genome assembly.
AUGGCAAAUUCAGUUCUAGGAGCUAUCAAAACAGUGACUGUGAUUGGAGGUGGUCUGAUGGGUUCAGGAAUAGCGCAGAUUGCGGCUGCAACAAAUCAUCAAGUUAUACUUGUUGAUCAAAAACAAGAAUUCCUUGAUAAAAGUUUAAAUAUAAUCGAAACAAGUUUAAAGCGUAUAGUUAAGAAAAAGUUUGAUAAAGAUCAAGCAAAUGGCGAAACAUAUUUGAAUGAUAUUCGCAGUCGGAUUAAAACAAGUUUAGAUGUCAAGGAUGCUGUUAAAUCAACAGAUAUCGUCAUUGAAGCUAUUAUUGAAAAUCUUGAAAUAAAACAAGCAUUAUUUAAACAAAUCGAUCAAAUUGCACCGAAACAUACAAUUUUUACAAGUAAUACAUCAUCAUUACCAAUAACGGAAAUUGCAAGAGACGUUCAUCGACAAGAUAAAUUUGGCGGUUUACAUUUUUUCAAUCCAGUACCGGUAAUGAAAUUACUGGAAGUGAUUCGUACAUCAUCAACUAGUGACGAAACAUAUCAAGCAAUGUUAAAUUUUGGCAAAGCACUAGGAAAAACAACUGUUUCUUGCAAGGAUACACCAGGUUUUAUUGUUAAUCGAUUAUUGAUACCUUAUCAUGCUGAAGCAGUACGAAUGAUUGAACGUGGUGAUGCUACACCGGAAGAUAUUGAUACUGCAAUGAAAUUAGGCGCUGGUUAUCCCAUGGGGCCGAUUGAAUUAAUGGAUUAUGUAGGUUUAGAUACAUCAAAAUUUAUUAGCGAUGGAUGGCAAAAACGUUAUCCAGACGAACCAACAUUUCGAACAACUGAUUUAAUAAACAAACUUGUAUCCGAAGGAAAAUUCGGUCGAAAAACAGGUGCUGGUUUUUAUAAAUAUUCCAAAUGA